Messenger RNA from Penicillium manginii, 984 nucleotides. RefSeq names its product succinate--CoA ligase (GDP-forming) subunit alpha. Gene Ontology annotation, molecular function: succinate-CoA ligase (GDP-forming) activity; succinate-CoA ligase (ADP-forming) activity. The record is from RefSeq and is a predicted model, not a curated record. Gene Ontology annotation, biological process: tricarboxylic acid cycle. The transcript has 7 exons. Gene Ontology annotation, cellular component: succinate-CoA ligase complex (ADP-forming); mitochondrion. NCBI's taxonomy places the organism in Eukaryota, Fungi, Ascomycota, Eurotiomycetes, Eurotiales, Aspergillaceae. Bases 1 to 984 code for a protein of 327 amino acids.
AUGCAGGCAUUCCGUCGCAACACCUUCUCGGCCCUCCGAAAUGUCGGCCAGCAGCGUACUCAGACCACCUCUGCCUACGCCAGCACCGUGAACAACCUGCGCAUCAACAAGGACACCCGGGUUCUCUUCCAGGGCUUCACCGGAAAGCAGGGAACCUUCCACGCCGAGCAGGCUAUUGCCUACGGUACCAAUGUCAUUGGUGGUACCAACCCCAAGAAGGCCGGCAGCACUCACCUCGACCGCCCCGUCUUCGCUACCGUUGAGGAUGCCGUGAAGCAGACCGGUGCCACCGCUUCUGCCAUCUUCGUCCCUCCCCCUCUGGCUGCUGCCGGUAUCGAGGAGGCCAUCGCUGCUGAGAUGCCCCUUGUUGUUUGCAUUACUGAGGGUAUCCCCCAGCACGACAUGGUCCGCAUUACCGACAUGCUCAAGACCCAGAACAAGACCCGCCUGGUCGGCCCGAACUGCCCCGGUAUCAUUGCUCCCGGCCAAUGCAAGAUCGGUAUCAUGCCCGGUUUCAUCCACAAGCGCGGUCGCGUCGGUAUCGUCUCCCGUUCCGGUACCCUGACCUACGAGGCCGUCAACCAGACCACCCAGGCCGGCCUUGGUCAGUCCCUUGUCGUCGGUAUCGGUGGUGACCCCUUCUCCGGCACCAACUUCAUCGACUGCCUGAAGAUCUUCCUCGAGGACCCCGAGACCGACGGUAUCAUCAUGAUUGGUGAGAUCGGUGGUUCCGCCGAGGAGGACGCUGCCGAGUUCUUCAAGGCCAACAACAUCCACAACAAGCCCGCCGUUUCCUUCAUUGCCGGUAUCUCCGCUCCCCCCGGCCGCCGUAUGGGUCACGCCGGUGCCAUCGUCUCCGGUGGUAAGGGUGGUGCCGACUCCAAGAUCGCCGCCCUCCAGGACGCCGGUGUUAUUGUCGAGCGCUCCCCCGCCGCUCUCGGCAAGUCUCUGCUUGCUGAGUUCGUCAAGCGCGACCUUGUUUAA